AUGAAUGGUAUAACAAUAUCUCAAUAUCAAACACAAAAUAAUAUGAGAGUUGAUUCUCAUUUAAGAGAUAAAUUUAAAAAAUAUCCUGGUGGUUUUAAUCAACGAAUAAUGACUGAAGGUGAAGCUCUUGAGAUCUUGGGGAUCCAAGGGAAUGAAAUCAUGAAUUUAGAUAAAGAUUUAUUAAAAAAGAAACAUCGUAAUUUAAUGAUUCAAAAUCAUCCUGAUAGAGGUGGUAGUCCUUAUUUAGCUAUGAAGAUUAAUGAAGCUAAAGAGGUGUUGGAGAAGAGUUAUAUGUUUAGAAGAUGA
Molecule: messenger RNA, 306 nt
Organism: Hansenula ciferrii
Lineage: Eukaryota; Fungi; Ascomycota; Saccharomycetes; Phaffomycetales; Wickerhamomycetaceae
Gene: MDJ2
Product: Mdj2p
Exons: 1
Coding region: 1-306 (101 amino acids)
Biological process (GO): protein import into mitochondrial matrix
Cellular component (GO): PAM complex, Tim23 associated import motor
Molecular function (GO): ATPase activator activity
Source: RefSeq, a predicted model, not a curated record